CGCAAAGCCGCCGGCCUGCAUGUGAAAACUAUCCACGUGGGAAGUGCCAAAUUUCACCUCUUUCAAAGUUGAAACAAUCACGCCAAGAACACUUCCAUUUCACUCGAAUCUCCCAAACAAGAAACUUCCUUUUCUAUUUAUCUAUUCAUCCCAGCUAAUUUCGGAAACUCAAAUUGCCUAAUUCUCCACAAUUCUCACAUUCUAAGAGUCGUAGCUGUCAUGCUUGUGCCUUGUGGCGAAGAAGAUCGUCAUCCACCACGCUCAAUUAUAUCCUCCCCUUUGUCCCUUCUAAACCCCUCUACACCCAUGAUCAAUUUUAUUACUUUAUUCGCUAAUUCUGUUUGGUCGCCUACAAUCGGUGAAGAGGCUUUAAUUUAGGAUAAAUUAGCUUUGGAUUCCUGUUUAAUCCGUGGAGUUGCGGCGGAAUUUCCAAGCUUUCGCUUUACUCCUCAAUUGGAAAUGAUAAAGGUGGAAGAUUGAAGGGAAAGGAAAGCUUAGAUUCCAAGCAUAGGGAUUUAGGGUUUAUCUGUGUAAUUGGGGAUUGAUGAUAUGUGUAGUGAAAUGGCGACUCCGGUGGAGCCCCCAAAUGGAUUUAGGCCGAUGGGGAAGCAUUACUUCACAAUGUGGCAUACGUUGUUCGAAAUUGACACGAAAUACGUUCCCAUCAAGGGCAUCGGGAGGGGGGCGUAUGGGGUGGUUUGUUCCUCGAUAAACAGGGAGACGAACGAGAGGGUGGCGAUCAAGAAGAUCAACAAUGUGUUUGGGAAUCGCGUGGACGCGCUGAGGACUCUGCGGGAGCUGAUGCUGCUGCGCUGCAUCAAGCACGAGAACGUGAUCGCCCUCAAGGAUGUGAUGAUGCCGAGCAACUGGAGGGGUUUUAAGGAUGUUUAUCUGGUUUACGAGCUGAUGGACUCUGAUCUUCAUCAGAUCAUUAAGUCGCCUCAGCCUUUGUCAAAUGACCAUUGCAAGUACUUCGUCUUUCAGCUGCUUAGAGGGUUAAAAUAUCUACAUUCUGCGAACAUUCUUCACCGGGACCUGAAACCAGGGAACCUCCUCGUCAACGCAGACUGCCAGCUCAAAAUAUGUGAUUUUGGACUUGCACGUACAAGCAGAGACAACGGGCAAUUCAUGACUGAAUAUGUUGUCACGAGAUGGUACCGUGCACCAGAGCUGCUCCUUUCUUGUGACAAUUACGGAACCUCCAUUGACAUCUGGUCCGUGGGAUGCAUCUUGGCAGAAAUUCUUGGCCGCAAACCAAUCUUUCCGGGAACCGACAGCCUCAGUCAACUCAGGCUUAUCAUCAGUGUUCUUGGCAGCCAACCUGAAGCUGAUCUCGAGUUUAUAGACAAUGCAAAGGCAAGGGCGUAUGUGCAGUCGCUCAACUUUCCCGGAAGAGUGAACUUCUCUUCUUUAUAUCCGCACGCAGACACUUUGGCAAUAGAUUUGUUGGAGAGGAUGCUUGUAUUUGAUCCUACCAAAAGAAUUAGUGUUGCUGAGGCUCUCUCCCACCCUUACAUUGCAGGUUUGUACGAUCCGAGCUGCAACCCUCCGGCCCAGUACAAGAUCAAUGUCGAUAUAGAUGAGACUAUCGGGGAACCAGUUAUAAGGGAGAUGAUGUUGAGAGAGAUGCUCUAUUACCACCCCGAAGCUGCCUAUGCCAGUGCAAUGUAUUGAGGUUUCGGGAAAACAUUCUUCGUGCAGAAGAAGGUGAUCAAGCAGGCGAAGUAACGACGGAGGACAGCAAAAGAGGAAUCAAACUCUGCUCUCAUGUUGUUGGCUUUGAAGGUUGUGUUGAAGAUCCAUUGAGUGAUUAAUUGAAGAUAUUUUCAUGAGAAAAAUAAGUUCAUGACGUGUAAUUUGUUGUGGAUUGAUUAAUUUUUUGGUUUGAGAAUGUAUGUCCAGUCAUUGCUAUAGCAUAUUUCUUAUAGCUGAUGCUUGAGAACUAUAAACUCUAUACUACAGUGGUGUAUGGUUAUAGAAGGUUGAUGUUUGGAAUAAUAUAUACCACUAUUUUUGUCCAAGUCAAAGUUAAAUAUUUUUUUGACGA
Molecule: messenger RNA, 2047 nt
Organism: Salvia hispanica
Lineage: Eukaryota; Viridiplantae; Streptophyta; Magnoliopsida; Lamiales; Lamiaceae
Product: mitogen-activated protein kinase 7-like
Biological process (GO): protein phosphorylation
Molecular function (GO): MAP kinase activity; ATP binding
Source: RefSeq, a predicted model, not a curated record